AUGAGCUCCGGAAACUUGUCACCUAAAGAUACUAUUGUUCCAGAAGAACAAACAGCUCAACUGCGGCAAUCUGACCUGGACGAAGACAGCAUUAACUAUAAUCUGGAAGAGGAUGAAAUAGUACCUCUURAGACAAUCACUUCAUAUGCGUCGACCUUGGUAUCAGCAAAGGAGUAUUCCAAAAAGACAGACGAUAAAGUUACAGACAUUGAAAGCCAACCAAAUUGGGGAGAAACUACUUCGAGGGCUCACGACAGUGACAAUGAAAAAGAGGACACUGAAGAUGAGGCUGAUAGUUUCCCUGAAGGGGGGGCUAAGGCUUGGGUCGUUACGUUUGGUUGUUUCAUGGGAUUAAUUGCAUGCUUCGGCCUAUUAAAUUCAACAGGUGUCAUGGAAAGUCAUCUGCAAGACAAUCAAUUGGCUAAAGAAAGUGUUUCCACCAUUGGUUGGUUAUUCUCUAUAUUUCUUUUUGUCUGCUUUGCUUCGUGCAUCAUAAGUGGUACUUACUUCGACAGAAAUGGCUUUAGAACCAUCAUGAUUGUAGGGACUCUCUUCCAUGUGGCCGGUUUGUUUGCCACUGCUAACUCCACCAAAUACUGGCACUUUAUACUAUCCUUCGCUGUUGUCUGUGGGUUCGGUAACGGUAUCGUGCUAAGUCCCUUAGUGAGUGUCCCUGCCCAUUAUUUUUUCAAAAGACGUGGUACUGCUUUGGCGGUAGCCACCAUCGGUGGUAGUGUAGGCGGUGUCGUUUUUCCAAUCAUGUUGCGUAGCUUCUUCUCCAUGAAGUCAGACACUGACCCAAAUUACGGGUUUGUUUGGGGAAUUAGAACAUUGGGAUUUUUGGAUUUGGCUUUGUUAACCAUUUCAAUUAUCUUAGCCAAGGAAAGGUUGCCACACGCUAUUGAAGAGUCUAAAGAUGGGGAAUCACGAUUGAGAUACACCAUUAGAGUUUAUAUCGUACAAUGCUUUGAUGCGAAAGCCUUCCUUGACAUGAAAUAUUUGUUUUGUGUUCUAGGAACGGUAUUUGGUGAAUUGUCUAUAAACUCAGCUAUCACAUAUUAUGGUUCAUACGCUACCAGCCAUGGGAUUUCAGCAAAUGAUGCCUACACGUUGAUUAUGAUUAUAAACGUGUGUGGUAUCCCUGGGAGAUGGUUGCCUGGUUAUUUGAGUGACAAGUUCGGUAGAUUUAACGUCGCCAUUGCAACUUUGCUUGCACUGUUUAUCGUCAUGUUUGUUGGUUGGUUACCAUUUGGUACCAACCUAACCAACAUGUACGUUAUCAGUGCCUUAUAUGGAUUCUGUUCUGGAAGUGUCUUUUCCUUACUUCCUGUCUGCUGUGGACAAAUCUCUAAGACAGAGGAAUUCGGUAAACGUUACUCUACAAUGUACUUUGUUGUCGCUUUCGGUACACUGGUUGGUAUUCCAAUCACAGGCGCUAUCAUCUCUAACAAAACCACAGCAGAUUAUCAACACUACAUCAUUUUUUGUGGUUUAGCAACCUUUGUCAGCGCUGUCUGUUAUAUAAUUUCGAGAGCAUACUGCGUUGGUUUCAAAUGGGUCAGAUUUUAA
Messenger RNA from Saccharomyces eubayanus, 1569 nucleotides. RefSeq names its product riboflavin transporter (gene MCH5). Gene Ontology annotation, cellular component: fungal-type vacuole membrane. Gene Ontology annotation, biological process: transmembrane transport. The record is from RefSeq and is a predicted model, not a curated record. The transcript has a single exon. NCBI's taxonomy places the organism in Eukaryota, Fungi, Ascomycota, Saccharomycetes, Saccharomycetales, Saccharomycetaceae. Gene Ontology annotation, molecular function: transmembrane transporter activity. The coding region runs from base 1 to 1569 and encodes 522 amino acids.